AAAAAAAGGCCCAUUAGAACGCAAAGGCGCAGCUCGUUUCCUCUAAUUCUUCAAAAUUACACGCUCUUCCACAUUUAUCCCCAAAACGACCCCAAUCUUUCUUCUUCAAAACCCCAAAAAUCUCGCCCCUGCCUUCCCUCCCUCGUAAUUUUCCUCAUUAUCGAUCCCGUUCCCCCAACCGCCCCCGCCUACACUUUUUUGAUCUAUCCUCUCCGUUCACUGCUUCGUUUCCUUCCUCGUUAGGAUUCCCACCAACUUUCACUCCUAUUCUGCCCAAUUAGGGUUUCCAGUAUCAUUUUUUUUUUCGAGAAUUUACGUUUGUUUUUAUCUUUGAGGAUUCGAGAUUAGGAUUUUUUAUAUUGAAUGUUGAUUUGAGAUUAGGCUUUCAUUUUUUAUUCGGAGAUUUUUCUGUUCUAUUCUUAUUCUCAUUCUCUGGUUAGGGUAUUUUUGAGUUCUCGUAGUCGGGCGCCAGUGAUGCCGCGUAGUUCAAGGCACAAAUCAAGCAAACACAGUUCUAGGGAUGCUAGGGACUACUCAGAUUCGGAGAAAGAUUCGGACUUAAAGGAAAAGGAAAAUCAGAGUAAGGGGGAGAGCAGUGGUCGGAUUUCGAAGGUCACGGGAUCCGGUGAGAAGAGAAAGCUUGAUUCGAAGGAGACCAGUAAGGAUGUCGGGAGUUCGGGGAAUGGCGACUAUGUCGAGGAGUACAGUUCCUUGAAGCGGCGCAAAGAUAAGGCAGAUGAUGGAGUAAGCUAUAGGUGGAAUGGCGGUGAGGAUGAUGGUAAAGGACAGAAGAAGUCUAAAGCUUCUAAUGAAUCGAAGAGUAAGAGGCAAGAGGAGGUGGAAGGAGAUGAUGCAAAGAGGAGUAAGAGUGAGGGGAGGCAUCGAGAAUCCAGUAGAAAGGAGGAAAGGGACAGAGAGAAGAAAGCUAAAGAAGCCAAGAGUGAUAGGCUGAUUGGGAGUGAAUAUCACCGCACUGUAAAACAAUCCGCUGAAAAAACUGAGUUGGAUGUACCAGACCGGUUGCAAAGUCCUGAAUCUGAGAGCCAGCUUGAGAGGCGACUUAGAAAAAAGAGAGGUGGUUCUGGUGAUGGGGAUAAAUAUCAAGAAGAUAAUGGAGACAUUUUGGAUAGACAGUUGUCUUUAAGGAAUGAUGCUGACAAGGAUGGAAGAGUAAAAGAUGAGAAGCACAAGGAUGAGAGAUACAAAGACAAGUAUCGAGAAGACAUGGACCAUGAAGACAAGUACCGAGAUGCUAAAUUGAGAAGUGAACGACCAGCAAGAGAUCAUGCUAAUAGUAAGUCUAGCGAGAAGCAUGUGAGGGAUGAAAAAGAUGCUGUGGAAGUUCAACAGAAGAAGUCCAAGGCUCAAGAUAGUGACUGUGAGCGUAGUCAUGACCAUGAUAGAGAGCAUGAUCGUGAUAGGGAGCGGCAGUGUGAUCGAGAUCGAGAGUGGGAUCGUGACUUGGAUUUGGGACGUGAUCGAGAACGUGAACGUUAUCGUGACCAUUAUCGAGAACGUGAUCGCAAUCGUGAUCAUGAUUAUGACUGUGACCGUGAUUAUGGUCAUGAUUGGGAUCGAGACCGAGAUCAUGGUCGAGAACUUGAUCACCGUGACAGCGAUUGGGACAAGGAUAGAGACCGAGAUCGUGACCGUGGCCGAGAUAUUGAUCAUGACCGUGAUGGAUUACAUCUUGAUGAUCUGAUUGCUACACACAAAGAUGGCAGGGUAAGGAAGAGAUCCCUUGAUGAUCGAGAUGAUGGUAAUGACACUAAAUCUAGAGUUAAGAAAUCAUACUUGGAAAACAAAUCAUUGAUGAGUGGUAGAGUUGAGUUAGAUGCAGAUAGGGGAAGGUCCCAGUCACGUCAAGCAAAUGUUGAUGCUGUUGUUGGCAGCAGCAAAAGGAGGAGUUCUCCCAGCUCGAGUUCCCAUGGUGGCGCUGAUGAGUAUAGACUUUUGAAACAGGAAGAUUCAAAGUUUAGAGAUUCAAUGAUGGAGCAGAGGUCCAAAGCAGCUUCAUCAAGAGAGGUAACUAGCCUUUCUGGAGCAUCUGAGAGAGGUGCUAAAUACAGAUCUUUGGAGAAAUCUAGUAGAGUGGAGGAGGGCCAUUCUGGGGAGUUGCCAACUGAGAGGUCCUCAAGUUCAAAAGCUUCACCAAUGAGUAUGAUAGAAAGAUCUCCUUCUUCAACAAGUCUUGAGCGUAGAUAUAUGAUUAGAAGUGGUGUUACGCGGAGCCUUGACAGAGAGGAGACUGGAUGGAGGAGCAGUGCCUCCAUUGGUGGCGAGGAUAGGCUAAGUCGAGACUUACCUCUUGAGAAGCCUCUUUUGGAUGAAUCCUCUCGAGCAGAUUCCGCCUUUUAUAGUAGAGCUGGUCAGGGCAACUCAUCUUUGAUUCUGCAGCCACCUGGUUUCAGAGCAGGAAUUGGCAGCCCUUCUUUCAUGGCUUCUCUGGAAGAAGAUAAUAGAAUUAAUAUCACUGGCCGUUACAAGAGGAGCAGUGAUAUGAAUGUUGGAAGAGGGGCAAAUGCCUGGCGGGCUGCCCCAAACUGGCCAUUACCUGUUCCAAAUGGCUUCAUCCCAUUCCAACCUGGGCCACCCCAUGGUGGUUUUCAAGCUAUGAUGCCACAGUUUCCAUCUCCAUCUAUGUUUGCUGUUAGACCCUCCAUGGAAAUUAAUCACUCUGGGAUUCCAUAUCAUAUUCCUGAUGCUGAAAGGUUUCCUUACUAUUUGCGCCCAAUUGGCUGGCAGAAUAUGAUGGAUGGCUCUGGUCCAACCCAUUUGCAUGGUUGGGACGGAAAUAAUGCUGUUUUUAGGGAUGAAGCACACAUGUUCGGUGGUCCUGAAUGGGACCAGAAUGGGCAUCCAAUGAACAGUCGGGGAUGGGAUACGAGUUCAGAUGUGUGGAAAGGGCAAAAUGGUGAUUUUGACUUGCCCUCAACAUCUCAGAAAGAGGAUUAUCCUGUGCAGGCCCCUCUUGAUGAUGUUUGUGAUGGACAGGAACAUCAGACACCACAAUAUGAAAAUAGCCAUAGUGAUGUUCAGGUGAAAAGCUUGGAAAUAAGAUCUAAUGUCAUAUCACCAGUGAAAGAAUCUUCUAGAUUUUCACCUGAGAUUCCGCACAAGUCACCUAAUUCUUCCAAAAUGUCAAGUAAUGAUGAUGCUGCUCAUUAUUGCCAGGUUUAUCUUUCUAAACUUGACAUCUCAACAGAACUUGCUUGUUCUGAGUUGUAUGAUCAGUGUAUGAGCUUACUGAAUGUGGAGCAAAGUAAAGAUUUGGUUAAAGAUGUAACAAUGCUUGUGAAUUUGAAGAAUGGUGGACGAGCUGUACAAAAAUCUUCCAUUGCUGUGCUUAGCCCUUCACUUAUUCCAGCAACUAAUGCUUCUGUUUUUCAGAAAGCCAUGGACCUCUACAAGAAGCAGAGGCUACAAAUGGAUACUAUGCCAAAUGUCAAUGGUGGAACGUUAGCAGUUAUUUCAGCAUCCAAUCAGGAGAAAGGGAAGGAACAAAGUUCUGAUCUUGUUGUAGAAGAAACAGAGGAGCCAGUUUUGACUUCUGAUGCAGAAAUGCUGGAUUCAGCAAUGCCAAAUUCAGAUCAGCAGAAAGGAGAAGCUGUUCCAACUGCUUAUUCUCAGGAGAAUAUGGAGCAACUAGUUUCAGUUCAAAGCGGAGAGUUGCCAGAUCAUGUGGAUAGCCUUCCUCCAGAGAUAUCUCAACUGUCCAAUAUUGAUAUUGGUCAGAGGACCCCAGAGGUGUCUGAACCAGUUUUGAAUGGCAAUGAUGCGGAAGAGAUUAAAUCUGAACAGGUGAUUUUGGGGGAUGUAGUUGGAGAUUCUUUCCGGUCACUGGAUAAUGCAUCAGAGGCUGUUGUUUUACCCACUGAUGAUGAAAAUUCAAAAGAAAUAAACAAAACUGAAGGUGAUAAUUCUGUCUAUAGUUGCAAGGAAAGACAGGAUUUUGGGGAUGCAAUUAGUGGUUCUUUAUUUUUGUCAGAUGGUUCUCCUAAGGUAUCUGGGGCUUUGAUUCCUGGGUCAAAUGAGUCUGAGUCCUUAAUUUUAAGUCGGAUACAUCAUUCUCCUGAAAAUACACAUUGAGGCAAUUUCUAUAUCCUUGUUCUUUAAUGCGCUUUUGUUAAUUUAAUUUUGCCUUUCUUUUUUUUAUUCUGUUUUUUGUUGCCCAUCUUUAUUAAGGAAAUAAAAUGAGAUGUGCCAUUUGGUUUCCUGGAUUCGGCAUCCUAACGUCUUGAUUCGUGAUCAUCAUCUUCCUGCACGACAUUCUGUUUGGAUGCAUCUAACAUAUGAAGUUGCUCUCUGAAUCAUCUCUGCUUUAGUCGUUUUAACAAAUGGCCA
Molecule: messenger RNA, 4344 nt
Organism: Durio zibethinus
Lineage: Eukaryota; Viridiplantae; Streptophyta; Magnoliopsida; Malvales; Malvaceae
Product: LOW protein: zinc finger CCCH domain protein
Source: RefSeq, a predicted model, not a curated record